Molecule: messenger RNA, 1108 nt
Organism: Andrographis paniculata
Lineage: Eukaryota; Viridiplantae; Streptophyta; Magnoliopsida; Lamiales; Acanthaceae
Exons: 12
Coding region: 92-877 (261 amino acids)
Source: RefSeq, a predicted model, not a curated record
CCUGCCCGUCAUCGCUCACGCUACGCUCGGUAUCUUCAAUCAAUCAAACAUUCAACAUUGAUUCAUUGUGCAUUAGGAGUUAUUUCAGUACAUGAAGACACUCCGCUCUCAGAUCAACGAUGUGGCUGAUCAAGCAGCAAAGAUAUCUGUUGAAGAGCACAUGCAGUCCACCACUAUUCGAACUCUUCAGAAGGAUAUUGAUUUAGUGAAUAAAGAAACUCAGCAAGUCAAAGAGGAAACUGUGAAGAUGUUCAAAGCAAAGGAGCAGAUUUGUUCUCAGAUUCUGGAAAAACAGAGGAAAUUCACUUCUUUGGAAUCUGAUUCUUUCACCCGAAGUCAGAUACUGGAACUUGUGCAACAAGAAAGCCUAACCCUAGCACAAAAACUUGUGGAUCAAAGCCUAUUUCAUUUUUGUGCCAGUGCAUACUAUAAGAAAGUAGAUGAGGACAUCAAUGAACAACUUAAACAACAUCAGGAGUGGAUCAAAACUCACAAUUUUGAUUCCAAUAUCAGAGAGAACCAGGUAAGUGAGAAAACGGGUGAAAUAAAAGACUUUCAUGGCAAUGUAAGUAAUGAUAUGAUGAGGGAUAUUCAAGCUGUUCAGGGAAAAUUUGAUAAGACAGAACAAUUGAAAUCAAAUUUUGUCAUGGAGAAUGCGAAGCUGAGGCAGUGCAUUGAGCAAGUAAAGACUAAAAUGAGUGGCAUCAAGUUGCAGCCAGAACUUCGUGAUAUCGAUGAUCUGAACUUAGAAGAGGAACUCCACGCUGCCUUAUCUGACAAAGCUGGAGAAUAUGAAUAUAUGCAAUCUCUUCCGACACAGAUUAUGAGAUUUAAAGAAAUAUCCAACAGGUUUAGGUGUUCCUGUGAUAACGAAUAAAUUGACACUGGAUCAAUGUGCUUAGGCACUUGGCAGUGAUCAAUCCAAGUUCAUAGCCAUCUAUUUCUGGUGCUAUUAGUUGCGUGUAUUUUGCAAGGUUGGUCAAAGCAAAACCUUGUCAAGCUUUAUUUUUUCUUAUUGCUGUUCUCUCAUAUUUUAAUUGUACUCUAUUGCAUGAUGGCAACAGAUCGAUGUAAAAAAAAAAAUUGGCUUACUGCAUGUGCAAUCAUA